UCCGACCUCACGGUAUAAUGUCUGACGAUCCGAUUACCAAACAUCCGUACGAGUUCUAAGCGGCGCGAACCACCAUGGACCCGCAUGCCAUUCGUACCUGUAUCGAAUAUCCCAUCUCCGUUUGUAUUAUUUUUUCCUCCUUCGCUAUUACUACAACACAUAUCACGCCAGUCCCACUUUUUGGUUGGAAGAAGGGGAAACAGCCCCGGACGCUUUGCGCGGAAGUACGGUUCCCAACAAACGGAGACGUGCAGAGAAAUUUCUCGUGGCCACGACAAGAGAUAGCUAUGCCACAUACAAAAAAAAUUGCUGACCGUUUAAUUACACCGAUCGAUGGAAAAAGAGCGGCAAUGACAAAGAGAAUUACAUCUCAAUCAUCCCAUAGCCUGUGCGAUUGCACAUCCCAACAUCUAGUAUCGAAAUCGGCACACUCGCACCCAAGGUUUCGGAAAAGUGUAGCAUUCGAAGUCUGUCAAACCAAGCGCAAACAUUGCCAACGAACAUUCGAAAUCAACCCUGGUGGGUCGCGUGACGCUUCACUAGAUGAGAUAAUGCUUUCGCAACCAUUCCGGAGCAAACAAAGUUGCUGAAGGGGGAAAAGAGUGGAAACAGUGCAAAAUGCAAAUGUCCGAAAUGCUGUAACCUCCUUCUGCCCAAAGUCAUGGGAAGUGUUUGUUUCCCAUCGCCGAUCCAAAAUUGCGUACGCGAUCACAGUAUCACAGAUCCAUAGUGACCCAACAUGGUGUCGUCCUCCUUCCCGGCGGCCCGUCUCGGCUCGGUCUGACGGAUGUCGAUUUCUCCUGUAUCAUCGUCAAGCGCACUCGUCUUGCAACGUUCCAGAGAUGAAAUGGGUCGUUCCCAGGCCGAUGUCGGGGGGCAUUUAUAUGUAGAACUACACUCUUUGUACAUUGUCACCUCUAUCCCAGUGGUUUCCGUCAAACCAGAUGGUCAAGGCUACCAUUAUCAGAACAUCAGUUGCAAACAACGCUCUGCUUCAAAAUUUGUGUUUCGAAUCGGGUGGAUCUUUAUUUAUUUGAUCCGCCUACUUUUUACAGUUACUCCAUCAGCCUUCUGAUUGCAGGAAACAACACUUCAACUUCCAAUAAGAAAUGUUAGUUUGAUGCUUUCCACGCUAUUCGUUUUGAUUAUUCGCUGUCUUUCCCUCAUAAUCAUGUACAACUACCUUAUAUGUAGCCAACGAAC
Molecule: messenger RNA, 1203 nt
Organism: Periconia digitata
Lineage: Eukaryota; Fungi; Ascomycota; Dothideomycetes; Pleosporales; Periconiaceae
Source: the annotation of a GenBank genome assembly